AUGGAUUUGAUUCAUCAAGAGAAGCCAGACCAUUUUACUCUGUCCCAAGUUACAAGUGAACACCACGAUAUUGCCCUACAAGUGAUUAAGCGUUAUUUCUUAAGUGAACAUGUCUUGGUACGAGCUCGGAACAUGGAUAUCUCCAACGACUAUGCACUUGACGAAUAUCUCGUCAGUUUACUUAAACAAGGAAAUUCAAUAUUCGCUAGGGCGGAAGACGGCACAAUAGCGGGAUUAUGUGUCAACUUCGCCAGUAGCCCGAUUGACCCUAGGAACUUACGAAACUAUGCUUUUUACAGACAGGAUCCUAACACCAAAGACUUUUUGUAUUUCACGGCAAAGCUGCAGGAGACACCUAACUUGUGGGACAUAUUCAAACAGCAAAAAGUUUAUGAGAUAAAAAUGUUAACAGUUCUACCAGAAUUUCGAAGGCAAGGUCUGGCCGUAUUUAUGGCGGAAAAGAGUAAAGAUUUGGCUCAUGAUCAAGGGUACAAUGUCAUUCGUAUGGACUGCAUCAAUCCUUACGACUAUAAAAUAGCGGAACGUUGUAUGCUACAGUGCCUAGUCAAAUUUCCCCUGCAUAAGGUGCGUGGUGCCAAUGCACCGUUUAUAAAACGAAGUUCGGAUUUCAACCGAUGCGUUCGCGUGUACGUGGAUGCACGUCCACAGCCUGACACGGACCGCACAACCAUCAAGAAGCAAGAUCUUGAAAGUCUUAUAGAGUAA
Messenger RNA from Spodoptera exigua (beet armyworm), 726 nucleotides. NCBI's taxonomy places the organism in Eukaryota, Metazoa, Arthropoda, Insecta, Lepidoptera, Noctuidae. The record is from the annotation of a GenBank genome assembly.